AGCAGGCGAGACGGAGGGAGAGAGAAGCAAGAGGCAGAGGAAGGGAAGCACUUUGCCAAGAGGAUCCGGCCGGCUGUGCCCUUUGAGCUCUCCGCUCGCUCUCUCCUCCGGGGGAUUAAAACUCCAAAUGUUGGUCAAGCUGAGGAUGGCUUUCCAGCAGGCCGGGAAGAUGUCCGAAGGGAGCCUGCCCAAACUGGAAGCCAAUAUCCUCGUCAUUGGAGCUGGGAAGGUGGGCAAGUCAGCUUUGACGGUUCGGUUUCUGACUCGGAGGUUUAUUGGUGAAUAUGGGGAUAUUGAAUCAAUUUACACCCACAAAGUGAUAAUGGCUGGCCAGGAAGCCUGUUUCAGCAUAUGGGACUCUGUCUGCCCCCAGAUGGCCAAUUUCCAGGGUUGCCUGAACGAGAAGCAGCUCCGCUGGGCCGACGGCUUCGUUAUCGUCUACAGCAUCAGUGACCGCGCCAGCUUCCAUUUCGCCCGCCAGCAGCUCCAGAGGAUCAAGCAGCUGAAGAAGAGAGGAGGCGCCGAAAAGGUCCCCGUUAUCCUGGUGGGGAACAAACGGGACUUGCAGCACCUGAGAACCGUCUCCAGCGAGGAAGGCCGCCUUCUGGCCCUCUCCACCGACGCGGGCUUCUUCGAGAUCUCUGCCGCCGAGACCUACCAUGGUGCCCUGGUGGUCUUCCACGAACUUCUGGACCUGGUACGGGACUCCAGGAGUGCCACCAAAAAGGCAGUGGGCAUCCGGGGACUCGUACGCAGCAUGUCAGCUGUGCUUGGGAGGAGAAGGACUGAAUGAGUUUUGGUUGAGGGGAGCUGGGAGGAAAGAGAGGAACUAGGGAAUUAUGGGAGAGGAGCUCUGCACCCAUCCCUAAGGAACAUCGGGCGAAAUGACCACAGAAGGAUGGUGCGGAAAGCUUGCAAACCUUGGACAUAGUUAUGGAAAGCUACUUCCUGUUUACCACAGUCUCUGAGAGUAGCCGUCUCUUGCAAGCACGAAACAGAGGUUGGAUGGCCCAUCUCCCAGGGAUUCUUUAGUUGUGGUUCCUGCUUUGCUAGGGGUUGGACUAGAUGACCGCUUGGGGUGCCUUCCCCACUCCGUGAAUCUGUGCGUCUUGGAAGCAGGAGCAAUGCACACCUCCCGCGCAGUGUGACCAGGGUCUGGUGCUGCGGAUCAGGAACGGUGCUGUGGGGGGAAAAAAGGACGAGGAAGGUGCUUUGGAGCAUGUGCAGAGCACCACUUGCUUCAUGGCGGAACAACAGCAAAAGCAGACACCGUGUCUCCGGAGUUAGAGGGUGGGUCUUGCGAGUCAGAGGCUGUGGCUUUUGCCCAGGAGAGGCCGGCAUACAUUAAUCACUCUGCAGUGGCAGGGCUCGAAAGAGCAAUUACGGCAUUUGUGUGAAGGCAUACUCUCGUCGCUGAGAAACCUUUUCGGAGGCUCUGCAGGGGUUGGAGAAAAGAUUAGGUUGAUUGGGUAGGAAAUAGAGCUCAAAUGGAUCUCAUGCCAGUUCAGUGCAAGAACCCUGCUGGAUUGGACUGUGGGCACUAGCCACCCACCCAAAGCACUUUCUCUUUGAUUUAAGUGCUCAAAGGUAGCUGGAGGCUUUGCCAUGUUGUUUUAAAUGUUAUCUGCAAUGCAUGCUGAAAGCCACCCAGAAGGCGCCUGCUCUCGGUUGCAUGCUAUAUAAUUCCCCUUUUAAAAAGAGGGAUGGAGAAGAGCUAAAUAGCAAGGAGGAAAAUUUCUAGUAUUCUGUAAUGUGUGUGUGCGUGGGGUUUCCCCCCCCUUCUUUUUAUCCCCGGAAAGAAAACUAAAAUGUUUACCAUUAUGUCCUUGUUUAUCAUAUAAGUUUGGUUAAACCACUGGCUUUAGGAAGAAGACCUAAGAGUAGUCCUGACCACCAAAUUUGCAAUUAUUAUUAUUAUUAUUAUUAUUAUUAUUAUUAUUAUUAUUAUUAUUUAAAAUAGAUGUCGAAUAUGAAGCUCUUAUGGUCACGAUCCAAACAGCCGCACUGCAAGUUCUUAGCCUUUACAGGAUGCUUCUCAAAUUGCAGACACACCAUCCUGUUUGAGCAAAUGACUUUGGAACGGACGGGCAUUUCUAAAGCAGGACGGUGAAACAUCAUAGGGAUCUGCUGCUCUUCAAAGCUGGCUGGGAUUGGGAGGAGAGUCCAAAGUCCCAUUGAGUGUACCUACCCAAAGUAGUUACAGCAUUUGGAUUCUGGUUGUGCUGAGUUGCCAGCCAGCCAGUUCUAGGGUUACCAACCAGCCAAUAUUUUGCCAAGACAAAUAACCUAACCAGAUUCAAUCCCUAACCAGCCCAGAAGACUGGUCCAUUUCAAAUCCCACCAAAUUGCUCCUCCCAUCAGUUGUUCCCCAACUGCGCCUCUGACUGGGCUCCACCUUCUCCUCUGACAUAAAACUGCCGUCCCCAUCCAAUCGCUUCUGGCCUCCUUGUGCUGAGGAUGUGGCCUUGCCCAAUGAGCCAGUAUUUUUUAAGAGAGCAAGCAUAGCUGCAUUCUGCACAUCAAGAUUCUCCUGGGUAGCUUGCCUGAUACACAGUGCUGUCAACUCCCCCCCCCCCUUUUUUGCGGGAAAUUCCCUUAUUCAGUGCCCUUACUUUCAUAUCCGGGAGUUGACAGCCCCAUAGGAUUCCUUAGCUUCAAAUCCGGGGGUUGACAUUUAUGCUGAUACAGCAAGCAAGGUUCUUCUGACGUUCCAUCUUGCCCUCCUUUCCUCUUUGCUGCGCCCACCAUUUAUUUUUAUUUCGAAACCACUGUGUGCACAUCUGCACCAUUAAGUGUACAGCUUAAUGGAGAAUGUCAGCAUGGCAAUGAAGGCUGGGGCUGAUGAGAGUUGUAGUCCAGAACAGGGCAGGUUGGUGAAGGCCUAGGUGCUUUUCGAUGUUUAUUGAGCAUUCAACCUGAUUUGUCUGCAGGGAGAUUAGAUGAUGACUGCUGUUUACUGAGCGGUCUAUUUACUCUGAUUUGUUUGUAGAGAGGUUAGACGACAUCGCGUCAAAGCUAGCGUCAUCCCAGACUUUCUAGUGCAUUUCCUUAUCCCGUCAUUAUUUGCAAAAAAUAAUUUCCAUCUUUUUGUGAAAGCAGGUUUGCUGCUCAUGACCUCCCAAUGAACUAUAACUGCCCAGCUUGCCAUCAUCCCACCCCAAAAUAGCAGCAGCCCAGAAGCAGGGUGGCUUACAGCGCCCUGGAAGAAGACUGAACAGGUGCAGUCAUUUUAGGCAGCGAGGAGACAGCGCCACAUUUUGUCGUGGUUUCCUUUUGUUUUCAUUUAUUCAAAAUUUGUUUUGGGGGGAUUCUUGUUUACGUUCAAACCUACUGUAUAUUGUUAUUUAACUGUUCUGUUGGAAUGAAACUUUUGUAGAAGAAAACUCUCACUCUGUUGUAUUGUUUGGAUGAAUAAUAAAAAGUUUACUAUUUAUGAUGA
Zootoca vivipara (common lizard) is the source of this 3439-nucleotide messenger RNA. RefSeq names its product ras-related and estrogen-regulated growth inhibitor-like protein A. The record is from RefSeq and is a predicted model, not a curated record. Gene Ontology annotation, molecular function: GTPase activity; GTP binding. Lineage: Eukaryota; Metazoa; Chordata; Lepidosauria; Squamata; Lacertidae.